Messenger RNA from Oncorhynchus gorbuscha (pink salmon), 1026 nucleotides. Its product is annotated as trace amine-associated receptor 1-like. NCBI's taxonomy places the organism in Eukaryota, Metazoa, Chordata, Actinopteri, Salmoniformes, Salmonidae. Bases 1 to 1026 code for a protein of 341 amino acids. Gene Ontology annotation, biological process: adenylate cyclase-activating adrenergic receptor signaling pathway. Gene Ontology annotation, cellular component: membrane. Gene Ontology annotation, molecular function: trace-amine receptor activity. The record is from RefSeq and is a predicted model, not a curated record. The transcript has a single exon.
AUGGAACGAGGAAUCAGUCUCAGCAAGGCUGAUAUUGUUGAGAAUAUAUUUCUAUGUUUUGAAUCGGUGAAUGGGUCUUGCAUAAGAUCAAUCUUUCCUCCAACAAUACGAGUAUUACUUUAUCUCUUACUUGGCUCAAUGUCUGUUCUCACAGUGUGUGGCAACCUUCUUGUAAUCAUCCCCAUCAUUCACUUCAAACAGCUCCACACCCCAACCAACUACCUCAUCCUCUCUCUGGCUGUGUCAGACCUUCUCUUGGGGGUUUUAGUGAUGCCUCCCAGCAUGGUAUAUUCAGUGGAUAGCUGCUGGUAUUUUGGAGAUUUAUACUGUAAAAUCUACACCAGCACUGAUGUUAUGUUGAGCAAUACAUCCAUUCUUAACUUGUGUUUUAUUUCUAUUGAUAGGUAUUAUGCAGUGUGUCGCCCUCUCCUUUAUAGAUCUAAAAUAACUGUUCACUUGGUUCUGAUUAUGAUGCUGGUCAUCUGGACUGGUUCUGUUAUAGUAGUGUUUGGUAUAGUAUUUUUGGAGCUCAGUAUCUGGGGCAUGGAGGAUUUUUACUAUAAUAAUGUUGCCUGUGAGGGAGAAUGUAUUUUCUUUCAAAACAAAGCAUCGAGUACUGCGUCUUUGGCUCUCUUAUUCUACAUCCCAGGAGUAGGGAUGCUUAGCAUCUACCUAAAGAUUUUCCUAGUAGCACAGAGACAGGCACGCUCAAUUCAGGGUACAACCAAUCAGAACUCUGUAGGCAAAUCACAGAGGAAGGCCACCAAAACACUUGCUAUCAUUAUGGGUGUAUUUCUAUCAUUCUGGACACCCUUUUUUGUCAUCAACAUCAUUAAUCCUUUUAUUAGUUACUCUACACCACCCGUUUUGUUUGUAACAUUUGUAUGGAUUGGCUAUUGUAAUUCAGCUAUUAAUCCCAUGGUGUAUGCAUUCUUCUACAGUUGGUUCAGGAAGGCAUUUAGAAUGAUCAUUUCUGGUCAAAUAUUUCAACCUGACUCUUCAGAAAUACAAUUGUUUUCAGAAUAA